AAUGGCAACGGGACCUAAUCGGGCGUCGCCACCUGUAUAUGAAGAUUUUAGGCCUGUUUCUGAGCGGCAUCAAGAGGCAGGAGCUGAAAAAUUACUUAUUUCUCUUCCUGGUUUCAUGAAGGAGAGCAUUAGAGUAAGUACAGAAGGCAAGAACACAGUGAGAGUAGGUGGAGAACUUUUUAUAGGAAGCAACACAUGGCGUCGCUUCCAAGAAGAUUUUCAAGCACCUGAUGAUUGUAACAUGAAAAGGAUCAAUGUCAAAUUUGAGGAUGGAAUGCUCACUAUCACUAUGCCACGAAAAAUGCCCAGGCAAUUAUUAGAUGAACAAGCAAAACAAUUUCCUCACAGAAUCCCUCAGAAGGAUGAUCAUAUUCCUCCCAGAAACAAUCAUUCAACUGAUGAAACACCAAGAAAACCAACCCCUUUAAAACGCACAGCUCAACAUGCUGACAAAGAUGAAGAUUCUACAAGAAAUGAGACAUUGGGGAGUGCUGAAUCAUCAAAGACUCAAAAGGGUAAUAAUGUUCCUCCCAGAACAACUUAUCCAACUACUGAAGCCGCCCCAAGAAAACCAACCCCUUUAAAACCCACAGCUCAACUGCCUAAACCUCAACAUGCUCACAAAGAUCAAAAUUUUACAAGAAAUGAGACAUCGGGGAGUGCUGAAUCAUCAAAGACUCAAAAGGGUGAUAAUGUUCCUCCCAGAACAACUUAUCCAACUACUGAAGCCGCCCCAAGAAAACCAACCCCUUUAAAACCCACAGCUCAAUUGCCAAAGCCUCAAAAUGCUGACAAAGAUCAAGAUUCAGGAGUGAAGGAAAAUAAAUUCUCUGACGACCAAUUGAUGAGCACCGAAUCAUCAAAGACUCAAAAGGGUGAUAAAAAUAUAGAUUUUCCAGCUCUUAGAACAAUUCCAUUAGGAAAAACUAGUGGUGAGAAGGAAAAAUCAAAAGAUGAGAAGAAAAUCUUGGAAGGUCUAGUAGGUAGUAUUGAGCCAAAGGGUGAUAAUGUUCCUCCCAGAACAACCUAUCCAACUACUGAAGACGCCCCAAGAAAACCAACCCCUUCAAAACCCACAGCUCAAUUGCCAAAGCCUCAAAAUGCUGACAAAUAUCAAGAUUCUGGAGUGAAGGAAAAUAAAUUAUUUGACGACCAAUUGAUGAAUGUCGAAUCAUCAAAGACUCAAAAGGGUGAUGAAGAUAUAGAUUUUCCAUCUCUUAGAACAACUCCAUUAGGAAAAACUAGUGGUGAGAGGGAAAAAACAAAAGAUGAGAAGAAAAUCUUGGAAGGUCUAGUUGGGAGUAUUGAGCCAAAGAUUCAGAAGAGUAAAGAAGAAAACUUGGAUCAGAACAGAACACAAUUGAUCAGAAGUGGCAAGGACGUUGAAAAGAAGGAGAGCCAUGAUGCAGGUGGAAAGAUUGUUGCCGAAAAGAUUAAAGAUUUAAGAGAAGAGUUUCAAGAAAAGGUUGGGCAGAAAGGAUCAAAAGAAAAGGAAAGUACAAGUAAUGUAGCUGCUGGUACCUCUUUUUAUCCUGGCAGUAUUGGCAACUUGAAGAAAAGCCUUGUGGAACUAAAUGAAGAGAGACAACUGCUUGUCAAUGCUGGAGCUGCUGUGAUGGUGAUUAUGGCUCUUGGGGUUUAUGUUUACUACUCCAUCGGAUCAGGGAGAACUGAGUAAAAACAACCAACACUUGAGUUACGUAAAAAUGUACAAAAUUUACAUGG
Molecule: messenger RNA, 1725 nt
Organism: Solanum stenotomum
Lineage: Eukaryota; Viridiplantae; Streptophyta; Magnoliopsida; Solanales; Solanaceae
Product: inactive protein RESTRICTED TEV MOVEMENT 2-like
Exons: 3
Coding region: 2-1678 (558 amino acids)
Source: RefSeq, a predicted model, not a curated record